AUGUUACUUCCGACAAUUCCGACGACUCCAACGACUCCAACGACUUUUCUUGCCAUAGGUUGUACUGGAUUUGGCAAAAGCACAAUAGGACAAUUGCUCUGUGAUGUAGAUACAGACGUCAAAGGUGUGGCUUCUUCGACCCUCUGUGAAGCAACUUUAUUUGAAAAUAAGGAUGGCUCCUUCCGAUAUAUUGAUACAGCAGGGCUUAACGAUUCUGGAGGGUUAACAGAUGAGGAUACAUUUCAUAAUAUCUUACGCCUCUUACAACAACAUAGCAAAGACAAUAUUUUUAAUAUUCACAAAAUCCUAUGGUUCUGCGCAGAGAGCGUACGAAAAACGGCAAAUUUGCAAAAAGAAGCGAAAUUUAUCCAACGGUUAUCUGACUAUAUCGAUAAAGAAAAUGAUAGAGCGAAGUUUUGGAAGAAUGUUCUAAUUGUCACUAAAGGAACUUUUCCUUUAGAAGACCUAAAUCAAGGACCGAUAUCAGCUGCAUAUGAUACAGUGAAAGAAUACAUGGACGACGAUUUUGAAAAUAUUUUCACGGUUGACCACUUUCCUUGUUGGAUCUUCGAUUUAAAACCCGGAGAUAAAAAAUUUUCUAAAAUGAAUCCAGAAGAUCGUAUCGAAAUGUUUAAUGCAUACAGUAAAGACGAGAUUAAAACCGCAUUGCAAAAGUAUGUCAACAACGACUCUAUAAUCAAAAUUAAGUUCAUAAAAACACGUUGCAAGAAAUGUGUCGAAACAGGGGACCCAAGACUUUUCAUUGAUAAAUGUCAUCCAUUAACACGAGAAAAAAGACACGAUAUAGAAAACGAGCAAUAUCAUCCAAAACCUGCCGAGUGGCAACACGUAGGUAAACGUAUUUAUAGACAUUGGAAUCAAGAUGAUGAAGUAAUCGAAAAACCCAAAGUUGAUUCAUCAACCGUUGGUGCGGCUACAAGUACGGUUGGUAGUUUAACUGCAGGAGCCUAUGCCCUUAAUAUAGCUGCUGCGGCACAACCAGGAAUCUUCUUCGGUGGUGGGGCCAUAGCAGGAACCAUUGCUCUACCUAUUGUUGCUGCAGUAGGUUUAGCGGCCGCUGGUGGUUACUUUGUACACGAAAAAAUAGCAGAGAAUUAUAAAUGUCAAUUGUGUAACAAGAAAUACACCGAGAAAGGAUGUAUUGAAGAAUGUGACCAAUGUAAUAAGAAAUGGGAUAAUGAGAAAGGUUGUAUUUUGAAACAUGCGUGUUGCAAUAAACCUGAAGAAGAAUCGGGGUGUAAUUGGCGUGAACGAUGUUUGAAUUGCGGGGAAACUGACCAAAAGCUGACCACAGAUGGUUGUAAGGAGUACUGUCAAAGAUGUGAGAAAGAAUGGGGUAAAUCGGAAGGAUGUGAAUCAAAUGUCCAGCACGAUAUUGAUAGUGAUAUUGAUGACUAA
Funneliformis geosporum is the source of this 1419-nucleotide messenger RNA. NCBI's taxonomy places the organism in Eukaryota, Fungi, Glomeromycota, Glomeromycetes, Glomerales, Glomeraceae. The record is from the annotation of a GenBank genome assembly.